AUGGGGAUUAACGCGAGCAGGGACACCCUCCGCGAAGAGGCGCGGGAGUCGCUGCAGUCGGACGUGUACGUGGACGGAGGCACGCAGCCACGACACCUGAUCGUCUUCGCGAACGGCCUCUUCGGCUCCCCGGCGAACUGGGACUUCAUGGUGGACUCGGUGAUGCGCAGCAUGAAGGACAAGCAGCCGUUUGCGCACUGUGUACUGCACAAGUCGCAGGAGAACGCGCUGCUGCGGACGUUCGACGGGAUCGACGUGUGCGGCGAGCGCCUGGCGCGCGAGAUUCGGUUCGAGGUAGAAAGAAACCCAACCCUCAAGAAGAUUUCUCUGAUUGGGCACUCCAUGGGGGGGUUGAUCGCGCGGUACGCCGCCGGCAAGCUGUACGACCCGCAGACGGGCCUGAUCGCGGGCCUCAAGCCCAUGCAUUACGUUUCGAUGGCGACGCCGCACCUGGGCGUCGCGGGCGAGGAGGGAGAGAACAGCGUGCCGUUCAUCGACUGGUCCGAGGUGCUUCCGAAGGGUCCCCAGAUCGGCAAGCUCCGCCCGUGGGACCUCACGAGGUUCCUUCGAGACAACGCGGCGCCGGUGACGACGCUCGCGCUGGGCCGCACGGGCGCGCAGCUGUUCCUCGAGGACGGCGACGCCGCGGACCGCGCGCGCCAGAACGAGCCGGGCGCGCUGGCCGCUGCGAUGCAGUACCGCGCGAAGCUCGGGGGGUGGUCUACGGGACUCCCCCCCGAGCUGGAGAUGUCCCGCGCGGCCGCGAACGCGUGCGCUGGCGACGACGGCGCGGCGCAGGGCAACGGCCGCAGCGCGAGGGAGGUCGCGGGCGCCGGCCCGGAGCCGCCCGGCGCGACCAACGGCAGCAGGGGGGCGGGCGCGCCGAAACCGCCGCCAGGCAUGGAGCGGCUCGGUGCGGAGCCGGACGGGUCGACGGUGACGCUCGCGGACAUGCCGCUGGUGUAUCGCAUGGCGUUCGACGUCCCGGAGCGGCGUGAGUACUUCAUUUCCGCACUCAAGGCGUUCAAGUCACGCACGUGCUACGCGAACGUCGACCUCGACCACCUGGUGUCCUGGCCGAACUCGUCCCUGCGCGCCAGCAACGCCCUCCCCGCGUACGACCCCGAGCGCCUGCGCGAGGCGCGCGGCGUGGUCCACGCAGACCCGCUGCCGUGCGCAUGGGACGGCGAGCUGUCGCGCAGGGAGGCCCGGGCAGCAGCGGAGGCUGCGCGACGGGCUGCCCCCAACAGCGCGGAGGCGGUGCGCAUCGCCAUGAGGGGGUCUAGGUAUCCAGAGGUGCCGGAGGGGGGGGGUUUCAGCUGCGGCCGGACGCGGAGGAGACGGAGGAGGGUCGGAGCGGUUCGGUGCUGGAGCGCACAGACACGGUGGAGGACCCGUCAGACGGCAUGGAGCUGGUACCCCCCCGGGGGUGUUCCGUGUCGAUAA
This is a messenger RNA of Pedinophyceae sp. YPF-701, 1446 nucleotides long. The record is from the annotation of a GenBank genome assembly. Lineage: Eukaryota; Viridiplantae; Chlorophyta; Pedinophyceae.